Paramecium sonneborni is the source of this 6176-nucleotide messenger RNA. NCBI's taxonomy places the organism in Eukaryota, Ciliophora, Oligohymenophorea, Peniculida, Parameciidae. The record is from the annotation of a GenBank genome assembly.
AUGAGACAUGAGAGAAAUAGGAGUGAGAAUAGUAAUGUAAUAAAGAUAAAAUAGAGAAAGAGUGAAGAAGUUUAAGUGUUUAACUAGAUUAAUUAAUCAGAUAGAAUGAAUUCGAAUAAUUCCUAAUUGAAACAAUCUAUAAAUAUGUCAGAGAGAAGCAGUUAUUUAGGAUUAGAAAAUCGAUUAUUAGGAUAAGAUAGUAUAUCAGAUAGAGAAUAAUUAUAGAAUAGAGUUUCUUAAGAGGGAUUUCAAAAUAAUUUGGAGGAUGAAUAACCAAUUCCUCUAAUUUAAUUAAUUGAACAUGAACUAAGAGAUCGAUGUAAAGUUGAUACAACAAAACAAAUGAAGUGUUAAGGUGAUCUAAAUGAAUUUUAAACAAAAACAGAAAUUGAGAGAAUUGAUUAUGAUGUAGAUUAGGACAUAAUUCGUAAACAUACAAAACAUUUGUAAAGAGACUAUAGAAUUGAUCCAUACUAUAUAAAGUUAGUAGAGUUACAUGGAUACCAAAGAAUUAAACAUGAAUUGGAAGUAGUCCUCUUUAUUUACAUAUAUAUAGCAUUACAACGAUGCAUAUCCUUUGCUCACAUUGAGAAAGACAAUAGUGUACUUAUCAUUUAUGAUUCCGAUAUUGGCUAAGACAAUCGUAAACUCAAUAUGGUUUGAACUAUCGAUGACAGUUCUUAUUCUUUUUAAUAUUGUUUUGUACAUUAUAGUUAAGACUGAACAUAGAGAAGACACAGAUUAAAUAGAAUAAAUAAUAACAAUCCUCUUUUUUACAGAAAUUGGAUUAAGAAUAAUAUCUCAAGGAUUUUUGUUCUCUAAAAAUGCCUACUUUGUUAAUUUUUCAAAUCUUUUUGAUUUUUCAAUAGUUCUCUUAUCAGCACUUAAUUUAUAUCGUCCUGAUAUAGUAAUAAUAGAUUUAUCACCAUUAAGAAUUAUAACUCUUCUAUAAUAUCUUGGAGAUAUCUUUGAUGGAUUGAGAGUAAUGCUUACAGCUUUAAGGUAAUCAAUCAAAUACAUUUUGGAGGCCUUGGCUAUAGUGGGAUUAUUUUCCCUUUUCUUUGCCUUGGCUGGACUCUAUUUAUUUUAAGGUCUAUUUAAUUAUAGAUGUUUACCUCUUAAUGAAGACCCUGGGGAUAGUUGGAUUUAAUGUAAUGUGGAUUAAUGUCCAGAAUAAAUGAUCUGUUCUUAUGUUCCAUAUACUGUCAAAGUUCCUACUUCUUUUAAUAAUAUUAUCUAUUCAUAUGGAUAGAUAUUGAGAACUAUUACUAUGGAUGAUUGGAGUUGGGUUAUGUUUUAUACUAUACGUAUCUUUAGUCCUUGGGUUUGGAUCUAUUAUCUAUUAAUUAUCUUUGUAGGAGGUUUCUUUGGCUUCAAUUUAGUUAUUGCUGUUCUCAAAACUCAUUAUGCUGAAGCUGCUGAAGAAUUCUCUCAUUAAUAAGAAUAAUUAGAAAUUAAUCAAUAACUUUUAGAAUCGUUAAAUUAUAAUCAAAAUUAAAUUAGAGAUACAACCAAUAUUUUUGAUCUUGCACUCCUUAAAGACAUAGGAUUUUAUUCAGCUUUUUAAUAAUAUUACAAAUUAUUAAGUUCCAAUAAACAUAUUUCUUCCUACAGAUUAUAAGAUUCCCAAAAUAAAAAUUCCACUUAACCCCGUCUACUCUCUGCAAAGCAACGAAAUAAUAAUGAUACUAAUGUAAAUUCAUCUUCUUUAUUUCUUCUAGAUGAAUUUCAUCCAUUAACUUAUUUUGUUCUUAAGAAGACUUACACUUAAAAAUAUACUCUUAACCAAGUUCUCCAAGCUUACCAAACAAUAAGAACUUAUCAAUCUCAAAAAUUACACUGAAAAUGAAGAUUAUCUAAAAAUCUUAGAAGACCUAAUGAAAUUCGACUUCGCCUAACUCUCUAAGUAACUCAACCCUAAUCAAUAUUAAAAAUACUCCAGUCUUGAAGAUGUUAUACCUUCCUUUACGUAUUAUUUUUCUUUUAUAUAGUAAUACUCUAAAUCUUAAGGAACACUUUGACGAUAAAGUUAUUGACUUCAAUAAAUAUACAUACUCUUUCUAAUAUGCAAUACCCUUAUCAAAUUCAUUCCAUGAUCAAAUCUUUAAAUCUAACAAUAUAUCCAGUAGUUUCAAAUAUCCUAUAAAAAAAUCAUUUCGAGCUUAAAAACGCAUCGUCUAAGAAAUUUGUUCUCAAAAUUCAACCACUAGAAAACCAUGUAUUAGAAUGGAAAAAAAAAAAUAUCAGGGUAUUACAAAAAAAAAGGAUAAACCUAAAAAUACAAAUUCAUUUGUUUAAAAAAAAGGAGAUGUUAUUAUUUCUUUAUUUAUAUAAGGGUAAUAUUAAAAUUAUGAUGAGAUCCUAUUUAAAUUAAAAUAAAAAAUAUAAAAAGAGAAAGUUAAAUAUUAUUGUCCAGAAUAAGAGUACAAAAAUAUAAGAAUUAAAGAUAUGAAAAAUAAAUUAAUAUCUGAUUUAAAUUGGUCUGGAAAUGAUGUAAUUGAAUCAAAAUAUUCAAGUAUCAAUUUCAGAAGUUUAUUGAUAUCUAUGAACAAAGUUGAUUUAGUUAUAUGGGUAAGAGGAAUUUUUGGAAAAAUUUUGAUUAUAAGAAAAUAUGUAAGUAGAAUGGUUUGUAGUAAAAUAACGGAGAUAGCUUUGGAUCUGUUAAUUUUAAUAAACUUCACAUUUUUAUCGUUAUAUGGAAUAGUAGAUUCUUCAAUAAUAUCGUAAGUUGAAGAUGUUACUACAAUUAUACUUUCAAUGGAAACAUUUAUAAGAUAUUGCAGUAUUUCAUUAAAAGAAUUAUCGAAUAAUAAUGAAAGCAUUUUGUAAACAAUGAUAGUUAUAUUAAAUUUGAUAGAAUUCACAAUGAGUGAUUAUAUGAAUUAUCUAACAGAAUAAAACUUAAGGUUGAUAAGGGGAACAAAAUGUAUUUUAUUUUAUCGAUGUUUAAAAUACAAUAGUAUGGCAGUAACAAUAGGGCACAUAGCAUCAACAACAUUUAAACAAUAUAUAUAUUUAACAUUUUUGAUGUUCAUAGUAAUAUUCUUAUAUGCUUUAGUUGGAAUGGAAGUGUAUGCAGGCAGAUUUGAUUAGAAUGAUGUUUUAGGAUAAUUACAUUCUUAUAAUAAUGUAUUGAAAUCAUUUAUGACUGUAUUUAAUAUAAUGACAAAUGAUGAUUGGUAUGGAGUAUUUGUAUUGGGAACAGACAUAAAUGAAACAUUUGCUGUAGUAUAUUCUUAUUCAAUGGUGAUUAUUUUAAAUUAUUUAACAUAUGGAUUAGUUUUAGCCAUUCUUUUAGAUGGAUUUGGUAAAUAUUUGGAUAGACAAAUCUUUUCUGAAAUAGAGGAGAAUGAGGUUUCUAAGAUAAUAACUUAAAAUACAGAUUAACUUGAAACUUAACAUACAUAAUAAUUAUCAGAAAUAAAUAAUUUGAAAUCACUUCCAAAUAUUUAAUUAUAAAAAAGCAAUACUAAAUAAAAGAUAGCUUUAAUAUAACAUUUAAUAAAUUCAAUUAGAUAAAUUUAUCAAAAAAUCCAAGAUGAAAAACCAGAUCUUUAUAAUGGUGUAAGUUGUGAAUAAUCUUUAUUCUUUUUUGAUAAGACAAAUCAUCUGAGAAAAUUAUGUAUGUUAUUAGCUAGAUCCAGAUUCUAUAUUUUAAUAAAUGAUUUAUCCUUGGUAUCUUCAAUAGUUAUUUUUAUUAUACAAACUUAUAAUGAUUAUGAGCAAGAUAAAGAAACAUAUCCUUAAGUGGCUCAAUUUUACAUUAAUCUCAUAUUAGCUACCGAUUAUGCAAUUAAUGUUAUUGCUAAAGGAUUAUUUAUAGAUAAUGGAGCCUAUUUUAAUUCUGUUUGGCAGAUUUUAGAUGUUAUAUAUAUAACUACAUUCUUUAUCCAAUAUGAUACAAAAGACUAUGUAAAACCAAUAUUUGAGAUCCUACUAUAUACAGGAUAUUUUAGGCCUUUUAAUUUAUUAAAUAGAAUCACACUUUUAAAUGUAUUAAGUUCAGCUCUUUAUAAAUCAUUAGUUGAUAUUUUAAAUGUAUUAUUAACUCUUUUUUCAGUUUGGAUAAUCUUUGGAGUUUAUGGUAUCAUUCUAUAUGAAAGACAAUUUGGAUUUUGUGAAGAUAAAAUGUAAUUUCGUGUUAGUUAUUAAGAAUGUAUUGAAUAGAAUAGAACUUGGGUUAAUUUUAAACAUAAUUUUGAUAAUAUUACUAUGGCUAUUCCUACACUAUUUACUGUUUCUACAUUCGAUGGAUGGGGAGAAAUGUUAUAAAUUGCUUAAAAUAGUGAUUACUAAAAUAUUGGUCCACUUCCAUUUAAUAGUUAUAUACAUACUUAUGUGUUUUUUAUUUCAUUUUGCUUUGUUGGUUCUAUGUUUUUUUUAAGUUUAUUUACAGGAGUAUUAUUUUCCAAUUUAAAACUAAAUUAAAGAAAGAUUGAAAAAAAAGAUUUCAAUCAAAAUUAAAAAGAAUUUAUAGAAAUUGCAGAUAUUAUAACUAAAGAUAUACCUGUGUUUUCUACACCACCAGAUAAUGUAAUCCGACGGUUUGCUUCAAUUAUUAUGAAUGAUAAUAUUAUGUAGACUAUCUUCUUUAUUAUUUUACUUCUUGAUGUAGUUAAUAACAUUUUAUUUCACUCAGAAAUGACUACAAGUUAUUUAGUUAUAAUAAACUACAUUCAUCAUGGUUUUUCAAUUGUCAUAAUCAUUUGGGGUUUAAUUCAAUAUUUGGCUUUAGGAUUAUUAAGAUUUUUCGAUAAUUAUUGGAGAUAAUUCCUUUUUAUUUUAAUUUUUUUUGCAAUAGUAGAUCUUGUAGCUGAUUUGGAAUAUGGAUGGGUUGAAAUAUAUUUUAAAUCUAGUCCUUUAACAGCUUAUUUUAGGUUAUAUAGGAUAUGUUUUGUUUUAAGAAGCUUGAGAUUGAUUCUAAUUUUUUAAGGAUUGAUAAAUAUAUAGAGAUUAAUGAGAGUAAUGGUUUAUGCACUUCCAUUUUUAGCAAAAAUAUUCUUUAUUUUAAUAGACACAAUGCUUGUUUUUGCUUUAUUUGGUUGUUAAUUAUAUGGUCAAUUAGAUUCAGGAUAAGUGAUGGAUGAAUAAAUAAAUUUUCAUAACAUUGCAUAAGCUAUGCUUACUUUAUUUAAAUGUGCUUCUGGGGAUGAUUGGAGAACAAUAAUGACUGAUACAAUGCAUCAUAAUCCUAAUUGUUCAAAUGAUCCAUAAUAUUGUGGAUCAACAUAUAGUUAGAUUUAUUUCUUUCUUUUUAUGUUAUUAUCAAAUUAUGUGUUUUUAAAUUUAUUUGUUUUAGGAUUGAUUGAAUAAUUUGAAUCCUUUUUUUAAGUUUAGAAUUCAAUAAUAUAAACAUAUGUAGAAAAUGAAGAUAGAAUUAAAACUAUAUGGUGUAAGUACUCUCCUGAGACAUAAGGAAAGGCAAUGCAUUAUAAAUUUUUAUGUAGAUUUCUUAUGGAUUUGGGUGCUCCUUUAGGUAGAGGUAAAGAAGAGAAUUUAUGGGAUGCUGCAAAAUAAGCAAGUGCUUUUAAAUUGAAAUGGUAUUUCUUGAUUAUUAUUUUAGUGAUCAUCGAGGUUAUAUAUAAUAUAAUUAAUUGAUUUAUGAAUUAUUUAGAACAUGUUUUUAAGAGGAUGUUUUUAAAACAGGGAGUAAGAAUGGUAUAAAAUAAAUAAAACAAUACAAUAAAGAGAUGCAAAUGAAGUUUAUGAAUUAUAGAAGAAAUCUUUUUAUAAAGAGAUCAAAUAUUUGUUUAGUUGAUUUGAGAACAAACUUUAAUAUUUUACAUGAUUAUUUAAAUGUACUAAUUGCGUUUAAAGCUUGGGAAUCUCAUUCAAAAAAACUUAUUAAACGAGUCAAUUGUAAGAAUAGAGAGUAUUCAGAAAAUAUGGAAUCUUCAAAAGAAUAAUAAGAUGAUUAAGUGUAAUGAUUAUUAAUCUAUUUUAGGUUGCAAUAGUGUUAAAACACUAUCAUUAAUGAUAUUAAUCAAGUGAGAAAUUCAAUAUAGAUUAAUGACACAGAUAGAUUUUAACCUAUGAUUACUGAUGAAAAUUAAACUAAACAUCUUCUUACUAGUUUGAGUUAAGAAUCUAUGUAGGCACCAUAAUUACCAUGUUAUAAUCAUUAAAAGCCAUAAUAUUCUAAAAAUCUAUUUAUUUAUUAACCAAAAAGAAGUUGA